Molecule: messenger RNA, 1248 nt
Organism: Mercurialis annua (annual mercury)
Lineage: Eukaryota; Viridiplantae; Streptophyta; Magnoliopsida; Malpighiales; Euphorbiaceae
Exons: 5
Coding region: 1-1248 (415 amino acids)
Source: RefSeq, a predicted model, not a curated record
AUGCAAGCAGUAUGGAGUAAUCAGAAGGCUAACAACAGUAGAGAAACUGCAUACAAGUCAAAAUCCAUGGCUCUACUGAUGAUCAAUGAUGAUGAAGCUGAAAAAAUGAGGAGCCUAAAUGACUAUAGAUUGAAGCUAAUAAGGACACAUCCAACCUCAAUAGUUAUGUUUAAAAGAGCUGAGGGUGUAUUUCAGGCCAUAAGGGUAAUUUCAGUUGAUGGUUGCUGGUUGAAGGGGUUAUAUGGAGCUGUGGGUAUUGAUGCCAAUGACUGCACCUAUCUUAUAGUAUGGUAUGUUGUAGACAGAGAGACUAAGGAGAACUGGAUGUGGUCUCUUGGCCUACUAGCAGAUGACCUGCAAAUAUGCAACAUCUAUAAAUGGUGUUUCAUGAGUGAUAGGCAAAAGAAUUUGAUACCUGUCAUUGAAACUGUGUUCCCUCAUGCUGAGCAUCGUUUUUGUGUUAGAUAUAUCCUUACAAACUUUAGGAAAAGGUUUAAGGGAAAGGCUCUUAAGGAUGCACUUUGGGCUUGUGCUAGAGCAACCUAUGAUGUUGCAUUUCAAAAAUGUUUAACAAUUGUUAAGGACAUCAACAUAGGCAAAUCAGUUGGUAUUAAAGAGAACAAUUUGAUGGAGGUGAUACCUAUCAAGUGUUUGGUAAUGAUGGAAGUUUGUGGUAGACAAGAAAGAGAUGACAUGUGCUUGUGGGAGAUGGAAGUUGACAGGAUCUAUAACCAUCUUCUAAGCCCUAAUAAUGGAAAAGAAUUGUGGCCAAAGAGUCUUGAUCCACCUAUAACACCUUCUGCCCUAGUUAACUUUAGGAGAGGGAGGAUACAACUUCUUGUAAGAUUGGAAGAAGAUGAACAAGAAAGGUUGCAAAGUGGUAUGACUAGGAAGGGUCAAGUGAGUAGGAGGGGUCAAGUGAAGACAUGCUCAAGGUGUGGUAAAAUAGGGUACAACAAGAGGAAAUGUGUAUAUGUACCUUUACAGCAUGAUGCUCCUAAUGAAGCUGAUGUUGGAUCUGGGACUCAGCCUACUCCUCCUCAUGUUGAUGUUGCUGGAUCUGGGACUCAACCUGCUCCUCAUGAAGCUGGAUCUAGGAUUCAGCCUGCUCCUCCUCAUGAACCUGCUGCUUCUCAUGAACCUGCUGCUCCUCAUGAAGCUAGAUUUGGACUCAUGAAGAUGGAUCUGGACAGCCAAGCACAUUUGUUGAACUGGAUCCUGAACUUGAUGUUCCAUUGGAUGUUAUAG